Zingiber officinale is the source of this 6419-nucleotide messenger RNA. Its product is annotated as lysine-specific demethylase 5B-like. Gene Ontology annotation, biological process: chromatin remodeling. NCBI's taxonomy places the organism in Eukaryota, Viridiplantae, Streptophyta, Magnoliopsida, Zingiberales, Zingiberaceae. Gene Ontology annotation, cellular component: nucleus. Gene Ontology annotation, molecular function: histone demethylase activity; DNA binding. Bases 43 to 5643 code for a protein of 1866 amino acids. The record is from RefSeq and is a predicted model, not a curated record. The transcript has 35 exons.
UCUGCUGAAACCCUACUCGGUCGAACCACUGCCCCACUCACGAUGGGGAAAGGGCGACCACGCGCCGUCGAGAAGGGUGCCCUAGGGCACGGCCCCGGCGGCGGCGCCACCGCCUCCUCCGUCUCCACCUCUUCUUCCGGCGUCGUCGAGGCACCUGUCUUCUACCCCACCGAGGAGGAAUUCGUCGACCCCUUGGCCUUCAUCUACAAAAUCCGGCCCCAGGCCGAACCCUUCGGCAUCUGUCGUAUCGUCCCUCCUCGGUCCUGGAAUCCCCCGUUCGCCCUCGACCGCUCCGCCUUCACCUUCCCCACCAAGUCGCAGGACAUCCAUCUCCUCCAAGCCCGGCCUCCUUCUUGCGACCCCGACACAUUCCGCCUCGAGUACGGACGCUUCCUCGAGUCCCACCUCGGCAAACGGUCAACCCGUCGGGUCGUAUUCGAGGGCGAGGAUCUCGAUCUCUGCCGUCUUUUUAAUGCCGUUAAGCGCUAUGGUGGCUAUGAUAAGGUCUGCGCGGGAAAGCUCUGGGCUGACGUCGCACGCUUCAUUCGUCCGGCAUCUAAGAUUUCCGAGUGCGCUAAGCACGUCCUCUGUCAGAUCUAUCGUGAACACCUGUACGACUUCGAGGAAUACAACAGGCGAUUGAAUCGGGGAAUUAGGAAGAACAGGAGUUCUAAGCCGUCCAUGAUGCGGAAGACUUUAGCCCAGCAGGAGGCCCCUGGUCGGAAGAGAAGAAAGAGAGGUGUGGGUUGUGAUAGAUUGAAGGAGGUAGUCAAAAAAGAGGAAUUGGAUCAGAUCUGUGAGCAAUGCAAGAGUGGUUUGCAUGGCGAAGUCAUGCUUCUAUGUGAUCGGUGUGAUAAAGGCUGGCAUUUGUACUGUUUGUCCCCGCCUCUACAAAGCAUUCCCGCGGGUAAUUGGUACUGCUUGGAGUGUGUAAAUUCUGAUAAGGACAGCUUUGGUUUUGUUCCUGGGAAGCUGUACACAGUCGAUGCUUUCAGACUGAUAGAUGAUCGAAUGAAGAGGAAGUGGUUUGGGCAGACAAUUGUCAGUCGUGUUCAGAUGGAAAAACAAUUUUGGGAGAUCGUUGAAGGUAGAGCAGGGGAAUUAGAGGUCAUGUAUGGCAAUGAUUUGGAUACUUCACUAUAUGGGAGUGGAUUUCCUCGACCAAAUGACCCCAUUCCAUCAUCAGUAGAUCCAAGUACCUGGAACCAAUAUAUAUCCAGCCCAUGGAACCUCAAUAACCUACCAAAGUUGCCAGGUUCUAUGCUUCGCUCUGUCCGUGAGAAUAUUGCUGGCGUUAUGGUUCCUUGGCUCUACAUUGGGAUGCUUUUUUCAUCCUUUUGUUGGCAUGUUGAAGAUCAUUGUUUUUACUCAAUUAAUUACCUUCAUUGGGGAGAACCAAAGUGUUGGUAUGGUGUACCUGGUAAUAAAGCAAAUGCUUUUGAAGAGGUAAUGCGUAAAGCUCUUCCAGAUCUCUUUGAGGCUCAACCAGAUUUACUUUUCCAGCUUGUCACGAUGCUUAAUCCCUCCAUCUUGCUAGAAAAUGGUGUACAAGUUUAUGGUGUUUUGCAGGAGCCUGGAAACUUUGUCAUUACUUUCCCGAGAUCUUUUCAUGGCGGUUUCAAUUUUGGUUUAAAUUGUGCUGAGGCUGUCAAUUUUGCUCCUGCUGAUUGGCUGCCUCAUGGUGGCAUUGGAUCAGAAUUAUAUCGGUUGUAUCACAAGGCUGCUGUUUUAUCCCAUGAAGAACUUCUUUGUGUUGCCAUCAAGAAUGGUUGCGAUGCCAAAGCUUUUUCCUAUCUGAAGGAAGAAAUGCAGAGGGUAUUUGAUAGAGAAAAGAAAUGUAGGGAGGAACUAUGGGUCAAUGGCAUUGUCAGGUCAUUGCAGAUGCAUCCAAAGAAACAUCCCCAUUAUGUGGGUACUGAGGAGGACCCUACUUGCGUUAUUUGUCGACAGUAUUUGUAUCUAUCGGCUGUUUCAUGCAGCUGUAGGCCAUCUACCAUUGUCUGUCUGGAGCACUGGGAACAUCUUUGUGAAUGCAAACCCAACAAACUUCGUCUCCUUUAUCGUCAUACUCUUGCGGAGCUUGGUGACUUGAUUGAUAUGGUGUCUCCUAACUCUAAAAUCUCAAAUGUGGAUGAGAUCUUACCGUUAUCGGAUGGUUUUUCUCAAGGAUGUAGAUCUUAUAAUGGCAGAUCAAGUGCCAUGACGAAGAAGGUGAAGGGCUGUGAAAUUUCCUAUUUACAACUUGCUAAAGAUUGGUUUUCUCAAUCCUGCCAUAUUUUGGAGAGUCCAUUUUCAGAUUCCACUUAUAAUAGUUCUCUAACUGAAGCUGAACAAUUUCUUUGGGCUGAUCAUGACAUGGAUCCUGUGCGUGAUAUGACAUUUAAGCUAAUUGAGGCUCAAAGAUGGGCACGUAAUUUAAAUAGUUGUCUGUUUAAAGUAGAGAGCUCGGAACAAUCUCCACAUAAUCAUUAUGAGAAAGUAACAUUAUCUGAGUUAGAGAAUCUGCUAAGCUUUCAAAUCCUGCCUUGCUGCCUGCCUGAUUUCCAUAAAUUGAAGGCAGUUGUAGGGGAUGCAGAGACUCUAGUUACUGAAAUACAACACGCCCUUUCAUCUUCCUCAACUAUUGGCACAUUACAAAUGCUAUACUCUAAGGCCACCAAUUUUCCAGUUAGUCUCCAAAUUGUUGAGAGAUUAUCCCUUGAAAUUUCAUCUGCAAAGAAUUGGUUGAAAAAUGCUCAUUUGUGCCUCAAGGAGAAAAGGCCUGAUGUUAUCAAUAUUGAUAUCCUAAACAAGAUAAAGUUGGAGAUGUUAGAGCUUCAUGUUAACUUUCCAGAAAUGGAUAUGCUUUCAAGAUUGUGUGAUGAGGUUGAAUCAUGGAGAAUCAGAUGUAAAGAUAUGUUGAGAGGUUACAUUAGAAUGAAGGAACUCAAAGAUUUCCUUGUGUCUACUGAUCAUCUGACGGUCAGCAUUCCAGAAUUGGAUCUGCUAAGGAAAUACAGCUCUGAUGCUCGAUCUUGGGUUUGCCAUCUCCAAGGUGUUCUGCAAAAUCUUGAUAAGCGAGAGGACUAUGGAAACAUUGUUAUAGAACUUUCAUGCAUUUUGAAGUCUGGCUACUUGUUGCAUGUGCAAGUUGAUGAGUUGCCUCUUGUUGUUGCUGAGCUAAAAAGGUCCAAGUGUAGAAAAAAUGCUUCAAAGGCACUUUCUACUCCUAUGCCUUUAGGUUUCCUUCAGCGUGUUUUAUAUGAAGCUUCUAAGUUAAAAAUUGAGAAUGAACAACUGUUUGUGAAUGUUUCUAAGAUGCUCACGGAAGCCAUUGCUUGGGAAGAAGGAGCUAAAGCUGCCCUUGAACAUGUAGCACACAUCUCUGUGUUUGAAAAGAUUUUAACGGAUUCUGAUGCAAUAUUAGUUGGUCUUCCAUCUCUUCCGAACAUCAGAGAUGCAGUGUCAAUGGCUAAGAUGUGGAUAAGUAGAUCUCUACUAUUUUUAAAACACACUCCAAAUGCGAAUACAUCACAACCUUUGCUUAGAGUUGAUGAUUUGAAGGAUUUGGUUGCUCAAACUAAACAUUUGAAAGUCACUAUGGUUGCUACUGACAAACUUCAGAGUAUUGUUGCAGAAGUUGAAGGAUGGGAGCAAGAUAGUUGUUGUUUAUUAGAAAAUGUCAAAUCCCUGUUUGACACAUGCCAUUCUAGUUCAACUAUUGACAAUCACCUUUCGACAAAGAUCGAGGAACUACUCAGAAAAAUUGAAUCUUCCAUAGAAGUUGGGGACCACUUGUGUUAUAAUUUUAAGGAUUUACCUAAUCUGAAAGUUGCAGCUGUGUCUUUGCGAUGGUGCUUGACAGCAAUCUCUUUCUGCUAUAGGAUUCCAUUGCUAAAGGAUGUUGAUAGAUUACUUGAUGAAGCAAACCAUCUUCCUGUAAUCUUCUUGGAUAGCCAUCUUGUGCAACUGUUGAAUGUGGGAGUUAACUGGCUUAGGAAGGCACUUUGCACACUCCCAGAACUUAACAGCACUAAAAGGUGCAAGUUGAAGGAUGUUGAACUUGUUUUAGAUGAAAUUCAGGAAGUUAUUGUUCCAUAUCCAAUGAUGGUUACUCAGAUUCAAAAUGCCAUCCGAAAGCAUGAGUCCUGGGUGGGGCAAGUUCAUGCUUAUUUUGCACUUCCAAAAGGACAGCCAUGGCCUUCAUUAUUGAAGCUGAAAAAGCAUGGUGAAGCUGCUGCUUUUAUGUGUUCUGAGCUUGAUAAAGUAGCUUCUGAAGUAGGAAAAGUUGAGAAUUGGUUGUCCCAGUGCCAUGCUAUUUUGGAGCCAGUAUUUGGUAACUUGGGCUCCUUAACUUCCAGGCUAGUGCAAAUCAAAGAUUCACUUGAUAGGGCUUUGCGUAUAUAUCAUGAUUCAAAGGGACAAGGAGCCAGAGGGUUCUGUGUCUGCUGCCCCAAUUAUGGAGGGAAUGAAGAAGUCUAUACUUGCCUCAUAUGCAAUGAUCAGUACCAUUUUUCAUGUGUUGGACCACCACUUGCUAAUGCUUCUAUGACAAACGAGUAUGCAUGUCCGUUUUGUGUUUAUGUUGAAAAUGGAGCUCUACCAAGAAAUGAAAGCCAAUUGUUGUUUUCCAAAGGAAAUCGACCUGAAGUCAAAUCGUUUUUUGAAUUGGUUUCAGCUGCUUCAGAUAUAUUUGCUAGGAUUGAAGAAUUGAAUUUGGUGGAAAGAAUUGUCGAACGGGCAUGCGAGUGCAAGUCCUUUUUGUCUGAAAUAGUGAAAUCUAUUACUUCUCACUAUGAAAACGAUCUCAGCUCUAUCUCUGAGAAUAUUCUGAUUCCUCUGAAGGCAAUAACUGUGACUGGGAUACAUGAUCCCCAAGGUUGCUGCAAUCUUGAGUCAGUAUUGACAAGAUAUUCUUGGAAAGUAAGAGUCCGGAAGCUUUUAGCAGGAUCAAAGAAACCUGUCCUUUCACAACUUCAGAGGGUUAUGAAAGAGGGUACAGCUAUGGGCAUAACAUCUGAGGAUCACCUCAUGAAGGAAAUUACAGAUAUGAAACAGAUAAGCCUGCAGUGGGUAGAUAUUGCCAAAAAGGUGGCUUCGGAUUCAGGGAAACUUGCACUUAGUGAGGUCUACAAGCUUAUAAUUCAAGGUGAAGAUUUGCCACUUCAUUUUGAAAAGGAAUUGAAGUUAUUGCGAGAAAGAACUUUGCUUUAUUGCAUCUGUCGGAUGCCUAAUGAUCAGAGAGCAAUGAUUGCAUGUGACCAAUGUGAUGAGUGGUACCAUUUUGAAUGCAUUAACUUGCAUGAACCUCCUCCUAAGACCUUUUACUGUCCUGCAUGUCAACCAACUAAUGGAGUAGCUGUAUCUCUUCCGUAUGUGAUAUGCAGUGAAGAGAGAUCAAACAAUGAAGCGGGCCCUAACACACCUGCCUGUCAUAGGGAAUCUAAACAUAUAGGUUCAAGAAUUAAUUAUGGACACUCACAGGAUGCGGUUGAGUUACUUGAUGUUUUAAGAUCUCAUAAUGGUAUUGAUCAGCUAUGGAGAGAAAAUAGAAGGCCUUUCCACAGAACCACUAGGAGACGUGCCUUCCCUAUUUACUUCGUAGGAAUGCAAUUGGAGAGGGAGGAGGCACAAAAGGGAAGGGAACGUGGAACAAUAGGAUGAGGGACGCUGGACGGGGUGAGAAGGCUGUUUACUUGACAGGAAGGACAAGUGGAGCCUUAAUUUUCCACUGGUCAGCCUCUUCUAAACUGCUUGCUGAAUAGUCGUUCCUGGCAAACCUGCACACAAUGCUCGUAUGACGCAAGAAAAAGACACUGCAUGAUCACGAGUGUAUCAACCGGACUUGGCCACUGUUAAACAGGUCUCCAUUUGACUGUGCCGUUAAAGUCAAGUUUCAAAUGAAAACUUUUCUAGAUAAUUGUUCAGGCUCCAUCACUGUAAGAAAGGGAUGGGACUAAAGGCACACUGUGAGCAGUCCUUUCUGUAGUGGUGCAUGCUGGAAUGGCUGGGGUGGGAGGUCCACUUGCACUUGGCCACGGAAACAUGGUGACAUCAGAUUGAUGUGAGCUUGGGGGGUGUGGGAUUUUGAACGCUACUUUGUGGUGCCCUUCGCUCCUAGCACCUCACAUGCCCCUGUCUGCCGAGAAGAAGACUUCGACUACCAAGUGCAUGCAAUUUCCACAUGAUUUGCAAGAUGUUUCCGUUGCAUGCGAACCAUGUAGACCCCUUAGCUUGUUUUAACCUUCAAAUUCCUUUUUGACCACGACUUCAAGUUUCAUUAUAUUUAUUGUUAUAAAUUUGUGAUGUGCUCCCCACACGAAGUAUUCUCCGAUUGUCUUGAAGCUAUGGGAAGGCAAUGUAAUUUAUUUAUUCAAUUUAAUGUAAUUUCACAGUUCAAGAUUUUCUCAAUAAAGAUUUUUUCAUUUCCUUUUUAAAAA